AAGAUUGCACAACGGUUUAAAAUAUCGAGCAACGUGGAGGAGAACAGACGCUAAAAUAGUAUGUUUGACAUAAUGCUAGACAAAGGCCUCCUGUACCCAAUAGAAAACAUGGCGAAAACGGAUUACUAUUCGAAUUCUUCCCAGGAUAGUCUAAUGGACGCCGCUCUCGUUGCCUUGGAUACAGGAGAGAUGACACCACUGGUCAAGGAAGAGCUUAAACUGACCAUACAGUCGCGCCGUCUAGCGGCCGGUAUGGGGGAAUUAACAGUCAAUUUCGAACCUCCAACACAAUCAGAGCUAACAGAGGAGGAAAAAGAAAAGGUAGACCGGAGACGUGAACAAAACAGACUGGCGGCACAGCGGUUCCGGCUAAAGCAGAAAACGACCGGAGAACGAAUCCAGAAGAAGGUACGAGGUUUGGAGUCGGACAAUACACGCCUGAGGGCGGAAUUGAGGAUUCUACAGACGGAGAGAGACGAACUCAGAAAGAGGCUAGAGGACCACAUGAAGAUCUGCCCCGGGAAUGUCCUGUAUGUGCUCAAUAGGUGACGAAUCAACGUUGUCCAUCAUCAUUUUCAUACC
Messenger RNA from Saccostrea echinata, 582 nucleotides. Its product is annotated as transcription factor JunB-like. Gene Ontology annotation, cellular component: nucleus. Gene Ontology annotation, biological process: regulation of transcription by RNA polymerase II. Gene Ontology annotation, molecular function: RNA polymerase II cis-regulatory region sequence-specific DNA binding; DNA-binding transcription factor activity, RNA polymerase II-specific. NCBI's taxonomy places the organism in Eukaryota, Metazoa, Mollusca, Bivalvia, Ostreida, Ostreidae. The coding region runs from base 61 to 549 and encodes 162 amino acids. The transcript has 4 exons. The record is from RefSeq and is a predicted model, not a curated record.